Molecule: messenger RNA, 255 nt
Organism: Cylicocyclus nassatus
Lineage: Eukaryota; Metazoa; Nematoda; Chromadorea; Rhabditida; Strongylidae
Source: the annotation of a GenBank genome assembly
AUGCUGGUUGAGGAGCUUUCUAAUCUCUGCGGCAUUGACGGAUGCAUAUUUGUGCACGUGACAGGGUUUAUCGGAGGUAACAAGGCAUUCGAAGGAGCUCUAGCUAUGGCAAAGAAGGCGCUCGAAAUUGGAGAUGCGGAGCUAGCAGCAAGAUCUGAAAAUGAACAGGAGAUAAAGAAAAUGAAACUGGACAAUGAACAAGCAGUGAGCAGUACUGAACAAGCAGUAAGCAGUACCGUGGAUCCUGCUCAUUAG